CCUUUCCCACACCGCACGUACUACUUCUCCCGCCCCGCUAGUAUUCUUCGGCCGUGUUCGUCCCUCGUCCGUCGACCGUGGUAUUUGUAGAAUUAAUUUUGUAGUUGUAGUGUGCUGCUCAGUCCGCGCGGCGGCGGCCGAAUUCCUUAUCGCACACUUCAAAAAGAUAGCAGAAUGAAUAGUAGUUUUCUGUCCCCUUUGUGCUCAACACUUUCGCCCCGUUCGUUUUGUGGUUAUCGAAGGCCAUGAAUAUCGAAUGGUCUAAUAAAGUUCAGAUUGAAUAAGUUGAGUCGUGUACGGUCGGUGAAAUUCUGAAGUUGUCACAAAUUGAACAAGUAAUUAUGGAUGAAGAAGAGAAAAUUGAGGUGAAAGUGGAAGACGAAGUGGGGAUUUUCGUUGAAGAAGAACCUGUUAUUAUUCGAGCCUCUAAAGACAAUCAUUACGACGAUAACGCUUCGGAAAACAUUGAGCCACUUUCUAGUAUUAUACGAAACGAAGCAGUGAUUUAUACAACCAAAUUAGAUGAAAUGCGUGUUUGGGAAGGAAUAUUUGACACACCAAAGAAUGUUUUGGAAAGAAUUUAUCGUGAAAGCAAACCAAUAUGGACAGGACGAUAUAAAAAGAGAAAAAGAAGGAAACAUAUGAUUAAAUAUAUGCGGUUUCUACUUAACCUGCAACGCUUCCAUGAUAAAGUAUCGGAGUAUGGUAAAGAGGGACUGUCACAAAAUUAUUCUCAAGAACAACAAUCUGUUAUAGCAGCUACUUAUAUAGAUAAUAGUAUUGUCAUUUCUUCGGACGAUGAUUCUGACCCUAUAUUGCUAUCAGCAUCUAUGUGUUCUAAAGAUAAAAUAACAGUACAUAAGAAAAACAUUGAUGAUACAGAUACAUGCACUUGGCAGAAACAUUCGUUACAGUCUCGUCAUAUCAUAGUUAUUUUGACUUUACGAUCAGCUUUAUAUGAUGUGUAUUUUAUCAACAAAAAAAGAAAUAUCACAGAUUUUUACACAGUGGAUACGCAGUAUUUUAAAAGUAUGGGUAUUCCCCUCAAAGCUAGUAUGCCUAUAAAAACGUGUUGUUGGUAUAAAAGGCAGGAGAAAAUGAAUAAAUAUGCAAUAUUUAUUAAAAUGAGUUCAACAUUGCUAUCUUUUAUGAGAAAAACUCAUGACUGUGAUCCAAAAAUGUGUAUUUGUUGUUGUAAAAACAAAUGCUCGAACAAUCCAAUAGUGGUAGAAAAUCAAAAUAAUAUAAAUAAACCUGCGCAGGAAAGGAAUUUAUUCCAAAAUAAAUGGCACCAGCGUCUGUCACGUAACUCAACAAUACAGCAACCAAAAAAUAUAAUUAACACAGCUUUGUCUUAUUUACCAAAACGCAAAACCAUUAACAAAAAACAAAACUCAAGUGACAGUUAUCGCAAGAAAUAUUUUAAAUUGCAAAUUGAGAAAAGCCAAACACUUGUUUUUUCCACCGCAACGGAUGGUUCACUCAAUUCAAUAAUCAAAUUAGAUUAUAGACCUUGUGUGCCAAUAGCAACUGAUAACAUUUUUGACAUGAUAUGUUCUUUUCCGAAAUCUACUGUUUACGAUACGAUUUGUUGUUUAGACAAGGGAAAAAAGUUUUUUUUUGAUUUUUUUAAACAAGGUCAAACUGCCAUUGCUAAUUUUUUUAUAAACUUCUGUAAUAUUAAUACAGAAAAAUGUAUCAACCACGAAAUUACAGAAAAUUUAUCUCCCACUGCUAAAGGGACGUUUUUUAAAAUAUAUUUACCAAAGUAUCCCAGACAUUGCAAACGCUAUUUAAUUAGUAAAAUACGGCCAUGCAGUAUUUCGCAAAAUCAAAAUACUAUAAAAGUAAAAAAAUUAACUUCUACUUUAGAAAACCCUAAAUCUAAAUGUGUAGUUAUGCCUAGACCGGAAAACAGUAACGAAGGAAAAAAAGUCAUCCCUGUACUUAAAAACAUCAAUGACAAUGAAUGUGUAAAUAACUCUGAGGUCAAUAACUCAGCUGAAUUAAUUGAUUUAGAUGUUGAAGAUUUAAAUCUUGUUAUUUCCCCCAAUGGCAGCGUUAAAAUUCAAACCAAAUCUCUUCCUGCGCAUAUAGCCACACAAGAUCUGAAAAUUUUAAGGGAAAUAGUUAAUUUUGCAAAUCAAAAAAUAUUGUCUUUAGGUACAUGUUUCCACAGUGAAAUAAAUGUAGAUAAUUUAUUUAAAAAUAAUAAACCUCGUACCAAAAAAAAUCUUAUUAAUCCGAAAAUUAAUGAAACAAGACAAGGAAUAUCGGCAAAUAGUCAACCACCAUUACUUAGUGUACAACAAAACAAGUCUACUUCAACCUCACCGUCACGGCAAAUUAAUCCGAAUACUCUUGAUGUAAAUACAGAAGUCGUUGAAAAAAACGUUUAUCAAUCUUUUACAAAUAUCGGUGCAGAUAAACGAAAGCAAUAUUCAAUUUCAUAUGACUUUAUUAAGGUUGCAGACAUUGAUUUGUGGACAAAAGUAAAAGUGUCGGAAAAAAAUGAAGUAUUAUCACGUAAUCAAAAUGAAAAUACAAAGAGAAAAUGUUCAGAAAAAGUGUCUUCUCAACCUUCUAAGCAAAGACGAAAAGUUAAUUUAGUAGAAGAAGUUGCAUCUACAUUUGGAAUAUUUCCAGUACUUCCAACGCCUUCAACAAGUGGAAUCAAUUCUCCCAUUAGGGUGUUAGAACAUACGAAUGUUCCAACUGAAAUUCUACCGAUGACAUCAAACACUAUAACCGAUCAAUUAAACGUAUCUGCAGUACCUAUUAUUCGUUUGCCGCUGGAUAAAACAAAUUCUUUUCUGCCUUCAUUUACUUCCCAACUUGAAAUUCAACCGGUCCAAAAUCCAGAUGCAAUUAUAAUAAAGGAAGAACCUUUGCUAACUAAUAAUGAUUUGAAUGUAUCAACUUUUCUGCAGGUUCCUCAUAAUACCGAACUAGUUGUAGAUACUUUGACUAUGACACCAGUAAAAAUUGAAUUUAUUCAAGAUGAAAAAAACGAUGAUUGUAUUUUAGGUGUUUAAAUAAACGUGAUAAAUAAUCAAUGUGGUUAUUAUUUUCCAGAAUCAACUUUUAAAGGGAAUGUUCUACAAAUAAGUUUAGAUGUUUUGCAGCACUUCAUAAGGGUGGGAGAAUAUUUGAGUUUUGAAAUACAUCCGUACCAUAUAAUGUAUUUGUUAGAAACAGAUAAACGCAAAACUAAAAAACCGAUUGAUAAAUUUAACACAAGAGAUAGAAUAGACUUUCAGAUCUUGACUCUUGAAUUAUAUCGAGGAGAUGGACGUUGUAAAAAUAGACUAAUGAAAUAGGCACAAUAGUUCGUAAAGUGAAAGAUUCUAUGCUGGUCUGGCAGUGAAAGUUAUUUACAAUUAAAUUGUGAAAGUCUAUCGGCGGAAUAGCUUCUUAUCUGGCGCGACCUGCAGGCUUACUCUCGAACUCAAUCCCAAUCUCAAUUCUGUCGCAAUCCAAUUCCAAUCAUAAUUUAGUUUGUUACUCUUGAAAUCAUUAACCUUGAGAUUGAGUUGGUAUUGUGAUUGUGGCAUGAUUGGGUCUUCCUUGGCGAUUCUACUAAACGUCAAUAUGACAGUGAAAUACAUCACCCUGUCUACGACAGAAAUAGAACGAAUGAAUGAAUAAAAACCGAUAAACAAUAUAUUUAAUAUUGUUAAGUUGUUAAGUAAUUUUCAAGAAAAUAAUUCUAUUUAAUUGUUAUUUUUAUAAACAAUGCUUAUUUAUUACUAAUAAAUAAGUUUAAGGCAAAAACUAAUCUAAUUAAAUGUUUCAACGGCGUAUUUGGCUGUAUGAGUAUUUUCCUGUGCCUCCAUAUGUAAAGUUCACAAUAAACAAAAUAACAAUUUAAAACUGUGGUUUAUAGUUUUAGUUUUGCGCUCAUCAUUAGGUACCUAAGUAAUUUUUUCACUUAUUAAAGUUUUUGAUACUUUUAUUUAUUAUAAAACGAUUGUCACUAGUACACAAGUGAUCUUCAAGCAAAAAAAUGUUAGUAAUGCUGUAUCAUACUAUUACAGAAAUGGCAAACAGACCCACACAAUACCAAAUGGCAGCGUUAGUGGAGUUCCUGGAGAAAAAUCCAGGAAUUGCUCGAGGCCUCCUGCGAACGCAGCAGGCCAAACAGGAAACUCGAAAAAAGUGGCAGGAGUUCGCUGAGUUCACUAACGCCUUGGGUGGGAUUAUCAAAGAUGGGCAGGGUUGGGCUAAGUAUUGGACUGAAAAAAAAUCAUCCCUUAAAAAGGUCUGCCAACAAAGGGCUCAGUCCAUGAGGCGCACCAGAGGUGGCGUAGAUGUGGUGCCAGAGCUGUCGUUGCUGGAACAGCGCCUAGUGGCAGUCAUGGGUGGGGACUCAUUUGCCACGGGCACAAGGGAAAUAGCAGUAGACCAAUUUCCCCAAAGUAAUUCUAGCCCCUCCAUCUUGCCAUCUACGUAUGAUGCAGUUUUACCCAUGAUAGACCUGCCAACAUCUGGAUUAUCUAUGGUAGAGCUGCCUUCCACCUCUGCCGCUGUUGUACCCGAAGCAUUAGACAGAUAAAACUAUCUACUAUAUGGGAUGCACCUCCAAAUGCUGCAUCUACACUUAAAUAUAUUUAAGUUCGCGUCACAGAUCUGUAACAAAAAUAAAUUAAA
This is a messenger RNA of Amyelois transitella, 4650 nucleotides long. RefSeq lists its product as uncharacterized. The record is from RefSeq and is a predicted model, not a curated record. The transcript has 4 exons. Bases 4007 to 4555 code for a protein of 182 amino acids. NCBI's taxonomy places the organism in Eukaryota, Metazoa, Arthropoda, Insecta, Lepidoptera, Pyralidae.